AUGACUAAUCUAAGAAAAUAAAAGAUGAAUACUCCUGUUGAAUACUUUGAAAGGAAAUACAAUAGUGAUGAAACUAUUAUCAAAGAUUUAGUUUAGCAAUUUUUAAUUCCAAAUUGUCAAAGAUCAAAAUUAUAACAACAAAUAUAAAUUGAAGAAAGAAGAUUUAAUGAAGCAGCUAAAAAAUUAAUUCAGGCAACUUUAUCACAGGCAGCUUAAUAGAUUAAUCAAAAAUGUUGA
Paramecium tetraurelia is the source of this 237-nucleotide messenger RNA. RefSeq lists its product as uncharacterized. The transcript has 2 exons. NCBI's taxonomy places the organism in Eukaryota, Ciliophora, Oligohymenophorea, Peniculida, Parameciidae. The record is from RefSeq and is a predicted model, not a curated record.